AAUACUAUAGUAACACCUGCAGACCUGCCAGUACUAAGUAUAAUAUUAAUAAUAUCUGAAAUAAAGCUCCAGCAUGUUAUAAAAGCAGUAGCUGUACACAAACACUCAUCACUGGUAACCUACAGUAAAAGGAUUGUUCAGUAUUAGUUCUAUACAGCAAGUCAAGACAAGAUGGAUUCCUGUUCUUAUUUUAAGCUGAUAGGAUGCUUCAUUCUUAUUAGCAUUGCUACUGCACAAGAAACACAGGAAGCAUCUUGUCACCCUCAUAAUUGUAAGGAGGUAUAUGAACGUGGUAAUGUGAACAGUGGAGUAUAUACAGUGAAACCUGAUGAACUACCAGCCUUUGAGGUCUAUUGUGAUAUGAGUAAUGGAGGUGGAUGGACUGUAUUUCAAAGGAGAGUGGAUGGUAAAAUUGACUUCUUCCUCAACUGGGUUGACUAUGUAAAAGGAUUUGGAGACCUCAAUGGAGAGUUCUGGCUGGGACUUAGUAAAAUAAACCGACUUACUGCAGCACAAAGCAAUAGUCUCCGUGUUGACUUGGAAGAUUUUGAUGGGAAUAAGAAGUAUGCUACUUAUUCUACUUUUAAAGUAGGGAAUGGAGGCACGAGAUACAAACUGACUGUGUCUGGAUAUGGAGGUGAUGCUGGAGAUAGUCUGAGCUAUCAUAAUGGAAUGAAGUUCUCUACUAAAGAUUACCAAAAUGAUGGUACUGCAGGGCCACCAGCAAACUGUGCAGUGAGUUUCGAAGGAGCAUGGUGGUAUAACAACUGUCUACAAUCAAACCUCAAUGCUGUCUAUUCUAUUCGGUCUCCCUCCCCAAGUAGCAUCUUUAUGAUGUGGUAUCCUCACUAUGACCUGAAGAUAUCGGAAAUGAAAUUUAGACCUAGUUAAACAGUUAGUGCCUACUGGAGAGCUAACAGUUCAUUAUUGCUAGUAUAGUUGAGUCUAUUUAUAUUUACUUUUUGCUACAAAUAUUCAAUUGAUUUCAAGUCUA
This is a messenger RNA of Amphimedon queenslandica, 994 nucleotides long. Its product is annotated as ficolin-1-like. Lineage: Eukaryota; Metazoa; Porifera; Demospongiae; Haplosclerida; Niphatidae. The transcript has 3 exons. The record is from RefSeq and is a predicted model, not a curated record. The coding region runs from base 172 to 891 and encodes 239 amino acids.